This is a messenger RNA of Hydra vulgaris (swiftwater hydra), 2615 nucleotides long. RefSeq names its product glycine betaine transporter BetL. Gene Ontology annotation, cellular component: plasma membrane. Gene Ontology annotation, biological process: nitrogen compound transport. The record is from RefSeq and is a predicted model, not a curated record. Lineage: Eukaryota; Metazoa; Cnidaria; Hydrozoa; Anthoathecata; Hydridae. Gene Ontology annotation, molecular function: transmembrane transporter activity.
UUAUUAUCAAAUUGAAAUGACUUCAAAUUAUGCGCAAAAUAUGUAAUUAUGGUUAACAACUCUUGUCAAAUGAAUAUGUUAAAUUAAGAGCGAGGUUGUUAAAUAGAGAAAAGUUUUAAUUUUUGGUUUAAAAACGCCUUCGUCACACCAGUUUUAAACCAAUCGGAUUAUAUUUGUUUCGGAAAAACCUUUAUUCCGUUAAAGUUUAUAAGUUACUUAAGUAUUGUACGUUUAAAGUAGAAUCACACAACUUCAUAGAAUUUAUAAAGUUCUUGUAGAAUAAACUUUAUUGAACAAAAUAAAAACACCAUUUUUUAAAAAUGACCGAAAAAGAUGAAGAUGAGACAAUGAAUGAUACUGCAUCAAGAUUGGACAACAUUAACAAAAGAAAUAUUGAGCAAUUACAAAGAAAACACAUGGAGAAAUGUCUAAGUGUUAAGGGGAAAAUAGGACCUUUCAAGUUUUACUUUAAUCCUUUUACUACAAUCGUAUCCGCAGUUAUAAUUUGGGCAUUUGUUGCAUAUUGUAUUUCUAAACCUGUUAGUGCAAAAAAAGACCUUAUGAAAGUGAAACGUUGGGUAACAGACAAAUGGACAUGGUUGUAUAUUGGAACACAAGAUGCUUGGGCGCUUUUUGUUGUGGUUUUGUAUUUUUCAAAGUAUUCGUCUUUGAAACUAGGCCGCGAUGAUGAAAAACCUGAGUAUAGCAACAGUAAUUACUUUAUGAUGUUGUUCAGCGCUGGAGUUGGUAUUGGCUUAUUUUAUUACGGAGUUGCUGAACCCAUAUAUCACUACAAACCUAAACCCUUCGGAAAUCGUUUUUAUCAAAGAUACAAUGACAAUCAGCAAGCACAAGAUGCCAUCAAUUUAACAUAUUUUCAUUGGGGUUUUCAUGGUUGGAUUGUUUAUGUCAUUAUUGGUUUGUUAUUAGGUUUUCUUUCUUAUCGGCGUGGUUUACCUCUAACUAUGCGUACUUGUUUUUAUCCAAUUCUUGGAGAGAAAAUUUUUGGCAUUAUUGGAGAUUUAAUUGAUACUUUAUGUAUAAUUUGUACAAUGUUUGGUGUUUGUACAAGUCUUGGAUUGGGAGUUGUUCAGUUAAAUAACGGAAUUCAUCGUAUUGACUCGCGCAUCAAGGAAACAGUAAAUGUCCAAAUAGUAAUUAUUUGGUGUGUCACUGCUUGUGCCACUGCUUCUGUUGUAAGUGGGUUAAAGUUUGGCAUCAAGUUACUUUCACAAGUGUGUUUUGGAAUGGGUUCAUUACUUCUGUUGAUUGUAUUUUUUUCUGAUAAAACCAUAUUUAUUUUAAACUUGUUUGUUCAAUCUUUUGGAUAUUAUCUUCAAUGGUUUAUACAAAUUGGUUUUCAUACGGAAGCAUUUGCUCAAUUGGGAAAUGCACCAGACAAAAAAGAAAACCCAAACUGGAUUGAUGAGUGGACCAUUUUUUACUGGGGAUGGUGGAUAAGCUGGUCUCCAUUUGUUGGGAUGUUUAUCGCCAAAAUUAGCAGAGGACGAACAAUAAAAGACUUUAUUUUUUAUACUCUUACAGUUCCUUCAAUUUAUUCAUUUUUUUGGUUUACUGUGUUUGGUGGUGUUGCAAUACAGUUUGAAAACACAGCAGUAAAUAGAGGAAUGAACUGUUCUAUGUACGAACAGCCAAUACAAAACAUAUCAAAAUUCAAAACAAAACAAGAAGAACUUUAUGCAUUUUUUGGUUCUACAAUGCUAUCGUGUCGAGGUACAAGCGAUAUGUGGUUUGAUGUCAUGAAUAUGUAUGGAGAUUUAGGAACAUUUUUAGCCGUUUUAUCUUUGAUAGCAAUCAUUCUUUAUUUUGUAACAAGUUCCGACAGCGGUUCUUUAGUCAUUGAUUGUUUAUCAGCGAACGGGAAUCCAGAACCACCAGUAAUGCAAAGAGUUUUUUGGUCCUUAACAGAAGGAGCAACAGCUACAGCACUGCUAGUGGCUGGAGGUGUCGAUUCAUUGAAAGCUCUACAAACGGUUUCAGUGGCUUGUGGACUACCUUUUACAUUUUGUUUAAAUUGGACGUGUGUUGCAAUGUGGAGAGUAGUUCGUGAAGAAGCAGGAGAAAUAGGAGAAAAAGAUGGAAGAUGGCAGUUUUCAAUGUGGUCGUGGAACUGCAGAAGAAGAAUCAUCAAAUCGAUAAUAUCAAUAUUUUUUCCAUGGUUUUACUUAGCUCAUGCAAAAAUGAAACUAGAGAACAAGACUUUGUUUAAGUAUUUCAUUAUGUAUAGCCUUCCGUUUGCAAUACCAUUUUACCUUUGGAUGGCAUUAAUGAUUGGUGAAUUGCAUGUUAAAGGUUUAUCUUAUGUUGGUUGGGCUAUACUUGUUUUUUUCUUUGUAUUUGGUGGUUCCUUCCGUAACGAGGUCCGUGAAAAGUAUGAUAUUGAAGGUGAUAUGAUUGAAGAUGUUUUUUGUUUUGUUCUAGUUUAUCCAAUAGCAGUUAUGCAAAUUCAUGAGCAAAUUGAAUUUGGCCAUCUUUCAAGUAAUGAAUUUGAAUUAGCAAUUAUAAAUGAAAAAGAUGACGAAAGUAAACAUUGCUUAAAGUCAUUUUAAAACGUUUGUAUAAUUUUAUAAUUAUAACAUUUAUAUUGAAUGUUA